CCUAUGAGUCCAUGCAGGCUGUGUUUGACCUAAAACCCUUCAGGCCAGCAGUGAACCUCAGCAAUCCCACCAUAAGCAACAUCUCCUUCACCCUGUAUGCUGUCCUGGGGGUGAAUGAGAAAACCCAAAUACUCACUACGUUCCUGUGGCUGAGACUGUACUGGCACCAUGAGUUCCUGGUUUGGGACCCUGAUGAGUGUGACGGCGUCACCAGGAUUUCUCUCCCUGUGAAGCAGCUCUGGUCUCCAGACAUCAUCGUGUAUGAGUUCGUGGAUGACGAUGUUUCCCAAGCGUGUCCUUACGUCUAUGUCAACCACACAGGUCACAUCCGCUGGGACAGGAUGCUUCGGCUCGUCUCAGCCUGCAACCUGGAGAUCUUCAGUUUUCCUUUUGACGUGCAGAAUUGCACAUUUACAUUUGGCUCCUACAUGCACACCAUAAGGGAUGUGAGGGUUGGUCCAGCCCUGACCUUUGAGGAGAUGUCUGGAAACUCAAAGCGUUACCUGGAAGCCAGUGGAGAGUGGGAGCUGGUGGACAUACUGGGAGAGACCUCUAUCCUCCAGUUUGGGAUAGAUGAGUGGGACAUUAUCACCUUCUGGGUGGUCAUAAAGCGGCGUCCGGUGCUCUACGUGGUCAACCUGCUGAUCCCCAGCUCCUUCCUCAUGCUCAUCGAUAUCCUGUCCUUCUACCUGCCCCCCCACAGCGUCGACCGCGCCUCCUUCAAGAUGACCCUCAUCCUGGGCUACACCGUCUUCCUGCUUAUCAUGAAUGACCUGCUGCCCAGCACAGCAAACGGCACACCCAUUAUAGGUAUCUAUUUCUCGGUGUGUCUGGCCCUCAUGGUCAUCAGUCUACUGGAAACGGUCAUCAUCACAAAUGUCCUCCACCACAGCUCCAUGAAAUAUCAAGAGGUUCCAAACUGGGUGAGGGUGGUUGUCCUCAAACACAUAGCCACCCUUAUCUGCUAUCGAUGGCCUGAGGACAUCCAGCGCCCCUCAGUGCAACAGAAGGAUAAACCUGAAAGCUCAAACAGAGGUUCAGAGUCGUGGAUCAUCCAACCAGCCAGCCAGACACCUCCCCAACACUCAAACAGCAGCGGAGGUACAGCUGCUCUUCCUGAACUACAACAGAUCUGUCAAUACCUCAGCGACCUUCGUGCCCACCUCACCUCGCUGCAGAAGGAGAGCGAGCUGCAAGACCAGUGGUGCCACGUAGGAUAUGUCCUUGACUUCCUGCUCUUCCGCAUCUAUCUGCUGCUUAUUUCAUGUUACGCCCUGGUCAUCAUCUCCAUGUGGUGCGUCUGGAUCAGCCAGUCCCCCCUGCUAAAGCUGAAAAUGAGAGAUGUAAAACCUGCUGAGCUCAUCUUCAUCUCUUUCACGCUGCUUCACGGAUUUGUAGCAACAUUGAACUGCACAAGUCCAACUCCUGAAGCCUUGUUUGAUGCAUUUGAGAGAGAAUUAUUCCCUAAAGUGCUACUGCCGCCUGUAAAAAGCUUUUCAAAGUCAGUUAACAUAACCAUCGGUAUCACUGUGGUGGGAGUUGUAGGAGUGGAUGAAAAAUCUCAAAUCCUGACAACACUUAUAUGGCAAGUUCUGGAGUGGGAUAUAGAGGGACUGAUGUGGGAUGAGGAGGAAUGUGGAACUUCGAGAGUCUCUAUCCCUCGAGAAAAGCUUUGGGUCCCAGAUGUCCACAUUGCAGAGUUCAUGGAGGAGGACAAAUCUCCCAAAACUCCUUAUGUCUACUUAUUAAACACAGGUCGUGUAUUUGAUGAUAAGCCAAUCAGAGUGAUCAGCUCCUGCCGAUUAGUAAUCUACACUUUCCCAUUUGAUAUCCAAAACUGCACUCUGACCUUCGGAUCAUAUCUACACUUUGCUUCGGAUGUGAGGAUGAUUCAAGGCACCACAGCUGAAGAGAUCCUGGAGGAGUCCCUCGAUGUGAUGGAGACCAAUGGCGAGUGGGAGCUUGCAGGUAUCGGUAUAGCUCCCUAUGCCCUGACGUUAGAGGAUGGAAGCUACUCUGAGAUCAAAUACCAUAUUAUUCUGAAACGCAGACCACUCCUCUAUGUGGUGAACCUGCUGAUCCCCAGCUGCUUCCUCAUCACAGUGGACCUCUUCAGCUUCCUGUUGCCUCCCCAGAGCGUGGACCGGUCCUCCUUCAAGAUGACCCUCAUCCUGGGCUACACUGUCUUCCUGCUCAUCAUGAACGACCUGCUGCCUGUCACUGGAGAUACAACACCUCUCAUUAAUGUUUUCUUCUCAGUCAGUCUGGCUCUGAUGGUAGCCAGCCUGUUGGAGACGGUGUUCAUCACCAACAUCCAGUUCAGCUCCAGCCAGUACAGCGCAGUGCCUAAGUGGCUCAGUGUCCUCGUGUUACGAUAUCUUGCUCUUGUAGUUUGUCUCCCUCCAAAGAAAAAGAGCAACCGGGUCACUGUCUUCCUCAACCCAUCUCAUGGAGAACCAGCAAUGAGAUCCAGCAUCGGGGAAAUCUCAGCCAUUUAUCCUAAAAGCGUUUUUAGUGACAAACCUCCAGAGAAACUCCCUGCGGCCCCUCAGUCCCCUCCUGAUCCGGUCCUGGAUGAACUGAGGAAACUGAGCAAAGAUCUCCUGUCCAUCCGCCUCCAGAUGGACAAACACUUCAAGGGGAGCAGUACCUCGGAGGAAUGGCAAAUGAUCGGGAUAGUCAUCGACCGCCUGCUGUUCGGCUUGUACAUUAUCUUCAUAGUGGUCAGCUUCAUCACCAUCAUAGCUAUCUGGAUCUGGAACAACUCGUACAAAGCAUGAUUCAACUACAGGGUUGGGAUCAUACAUAUAUCACAGACAGGAAAUGGUCACACAUAGCAGCAGUUUGUACGAUGUAUUAAAGAUGUGGAAGUUAGUAUCCUCUGGGGUAAAGAACAAUCAUCUUGUAGCAAAGAGACUGUCGGUCCUUACUGUGUUGUCUCCUUUAAAUCUGAGAUUUGACUACUGAUCAUGGAACAGCACGCAGUGCUGAGGAACCGAACAUGUUGUAGCUCCCAGAGGUGCAGGUGUUGAAAAAUAAAAUGGGUGAGUGGUUACCGGAGGUGUUGAACAACAAGUCCUGCGCUUUGCGAAGUGUGUUCAUGAUCUGGAUCCAACUGCAAACAUAAAAUAUGUGAAUUGUAUGUCUUUUCCAUUUGUGUUCAUUUACAGUAUUUGUGAGGAUCAGAUGAUACAGGGUAAUAAUCGUAGUAAAAGUGCAGCUAAGCUUUUUCUGUUGAGAUUAUAUCCUGCAAGAUAUAAUACCAGUAAAUCUAAAUAGGCAUUUUAUAGACCUCAGCUUACUUUACUCCAAAAAAUAUGUAGCAGUGAUAUCAAAAAAGAUUUACAGAUCAAGCACUACUCAUUUAGAGAGAUAACCUGAAGGCUAAACAGCAUAUUUUACAAUACAUGCAGCUCUUCAAUUACAUUAAGGACUUAGACUGGUCAAAGUAAAUGAUAAGGGUAAUGCAGUUUCUGAGCUUAUAGAGUUUUUUAUUUUUCUUCUAUACUUUUUAUAUUUUGUAUCUACUUUGUAUAAAUUUCCAUUUAUUAAAACAGGAAGGAGUUUUCUUCUUUGUUUUGUGUCAAUGCAGCAACGUUGUGUUAUGUGAACGUAAAGGUGUGCAGGUGUAAACACGUUUGCAGUUUUGCAAUUUAAGAUAAGAGUUUGAGAAUGUCCUUUAUUGAUUGAGCUUUAUAUUUUAAAGUGCAGCAAUACCUUUCUUUUUUUAAUGGAGGAACUAAAUGCAUGCAUUUGCCUGUUUGAACUUUAUUUUAUGACCAUGUUUAAUGA
Epinephelus fuscoguttatus (brown-marbled grouper) is the source of this 3792-nucleotide messenger RNA. RefSeq lists its product as uncharacterized. Gene Ontology annotation, biological process: regulation of membrane potential; monoatomic ion transmembrane transport; signal transduction. Gene Ontology annotation, molecular function: transmembrane signaling receptor activity; extracellular ligand-gated monoatomic ion channel activity; neurotransmitter receptor activity. Gene Ontology annotation, cellular component: synapse; membrane; neuron projection. The record is from RefSeq and is a predicted model, not a curated record. NCBI's taxonomy places the organism in Eukaryota, Metazoa, Chordata, Actinopteri, Perciformes, Serranidae. The transcript has 18 exons. The coding region runs from base 12 to 2780 and encodes 922 amino acids.